UUUGUCCAGAAAGAACAGCAAUGGAGGCUGUUCGUCAAACUGAUCCCGACGAAGCGUCUUUAGAGGCAGGGAAUAGCCAAACUCGAAAUGACGAGCCAAAAACGUGCUGUAAUUGUACACCGGAAAGACUGAUAUGUAUCAGCCAUGCACUGUCAGCAUGGGGAGACCGCAUGUGGGAAUUUGCAGUGGCAUUGUACCUUGUUGAGCUCACGCCAGGAUCACUGAGGCUUACAGCUAUCUUCCAGCUUGUUAGAACACUGGUUACUAUCUUUCUUGGUCCAUUUGUAGGGAACUGGGUAGAUGGAAGCCCAAGGUUGAGAGUUGCACAGGUGUCCCUAGUAGUUCAAAAUCUAGCCGUAGYGACAUCAGCCCUGAUUCUCCUACUGAUCUUGACUGUGCACUUGUCCAAUGCACUGUUCGUUAUUGCAGUCAUUCUGGUUAUUGUAGUUGCUUGCCUGUCAGUCCUUGCUGGUAUCGCUACCAAGAUUGCUAUUGAAAAGGAUUGGGUCAUUGUGAUAAGUGGUUCAGACAAGUCUCUCCUUGCAGGAACCAAUGCCAUUCUCCGUCGCAUUGACCUUGUUUGCAAAAUCCUUGCCCCAGCCCUUGUGGGACAGAUCAUGACCUACGUGUCUAAAGCAGCAGGGGUCAUCCUUAUCGCUGUUUGGAAUGUUGUCUCUGUGUUUUUUGAGUACUAUAUGUUGUUGAAGGUAUUCCACGCCGUUCCUUCCUUGGCCGUGAAGAAGAUAGACAAGACAAGACACGGGACAAACACAGAAGAUACUCCGUCUAGUUCAUUACAAAAUGACCAAGAGAGACAACAGCAAGACAACUCGAGGGAUCGUCUUGACUGGAUGGAACAAGAAAACGCAGACAACGAAGAAGAUAGAGAAACUCUUGUCCCGCGUACUCGUGUUGYUUCACGAAAACCCAAGAAACCAAGAAUUUGGCAGCGUUUGAAGAACAAAGCACAGACUUUUAAAGUAGGGUGCCAGAUUUACAUGAGACAAAGCGUCGUGCUCCCUGGGUUAGCUCUAGCGGCUUUAUACUUUACAGUCCUUUCCUUUGGCUCAAUAACGACAGGUUACAUCUACACCCAAAACAUCACCGAGUCGCUCUUGAGUAUACUUCGUGCUGUUGGUUCUGUGUUUGGAGUUCUUGCCACUUUUGUUUUUCCUAAGAUGAGGAAUUCUUUGGGACUGGUUCGCUCGGGUCUGUUCUCCAUGUCAGCUCAGUUUUGUUGCAUGUUAUUGUGUCUAGCUGCAAUUUUUGCUCCAGGAUCUCCGUUCUUCCUGCUUCCAGAUAGUUGGCGCUUCUACGGCAGCACUGAAACCAUUCAUGCUUUUCACAACAUCACAGGAGGAAACUGCUCUGUUCUAUCUCCUUCGCCUCUCACGUUUUCUUUCCAGUCCGUGGUAAAAAUGUAUGGAAACCAAAUAGCUGAAAGGAAUGACACGAAUUUUAACGUCUCUUCAUCGUCUGUUCUUCCAAGCUCACCUUUAUUAACUACUUCAAGUUCGUAUUCGUCAAAUUUUCCACACGUUUCUUUAAUCUUACCUUCACCUCCAGUCACUCUUACAUCUACAUCUUUUACAUCUCAAACCAGUAUCACAAGUACGACCAGCCUUGCUAUAAUGACAUCCAAAAUGACUGCAUUUUCACAAUCCACCAACAUUUUACCUUCGCCUACUCAGUCGUUUUCCGCGAGUCCAUCUCAAUCCAAAACAAAGUUGAACUGCACCCAAGAAACAAUCAAGAAGAAAAAGACUGUACAUAAUUUUUCGUACGUGUCUGUAGGGCUUUUAGUGGCUGGCAUUAUCAUUUCCAGGUUUGGCCUUUGGUUGUCAGAUUUAUCGAUCUCCCAACUACAACAAGAAAACGUGCCCGAAGAGGAACGAGGCAUCGUUGGUGCCAUGCAAAAAUCAUUCAACUCAAUGCUCGACAUGUCCAUGUUUAUUUGUGUCAUUUCUUUACCAAAGCCAGAACAGUUUGGUAUUAUAGCAAUCAUGUCGGUCGCAGCAGUUGGCGUUGGAGGGAUUCUCUACGCGACUUUUGCGUAUAAAACCCGCGGUCAUCUUUUUCACUUUGAGAGAGUCAAACGAUUGUUUGCAAGGACUUCAUCUGGAAGCCACACCGCUCCGUCACACCGUGCCUCUUCUCAGGAUAGCCUCGAUCAUGAAGAAGAAGAAGACACCAUGAUUAGAGGAGUUUUAAGUACGAGAAAUGAAAACUUCAGGCCGUAACUGUACUGCGUUAUAUUGUUCUAACAUCUUUAUUGCAUGCGGACGUUUUUUAGUUUGUCAAUAUUUGAUAACGCAAARUCCGUUUUAGACGGAUGCUGUUAAAUAAUAAUAAUUAUCUUUGUAUGAAUUGGAAGCAUUAGAUUGCCAAAGAAUGCCUUUGCACAUUGCAAAUAUCCACACAUCCCAUCCAUUCGCAUGGACACAGAAUGCAAAUUUGUAUUCUUGGUUAACUCUUACAUUACACUCUUUAUGCUUCAAAAGGCAUAGAAUAAUCGAAAUAUGACUGUAUUUUUAAGAAAAGAUGUUAGACCACUUUAGGUUGUAAAGAAAUCUUAGGUGUGGUUACAUUUUGGAUUGAACCAGUUUUAGAGAGAAAGAGGUAAUAGUUUUCAAAGGUCAGCUAAGAUUUCUUUACUUUAUUUCUCAUUUUGACGAUUUUAUACAUUUAUUUCAAUUAAAGUUAGUCACCUGAAAAGCUACAAAGCUGAGACCGACAAGGAUUAUGGGUAGAUACAUUUUACAUGUUUCAGCCGCUUGAUAACUGUGUCAAGACGUGAAUCUUGGGAACGGCAACUUGACUCAAAAUUGAAUAAUAAUUCUUUUUAAUCUAUAAUUUCAAUGAUCUUAUUGAUCUUAUCAACUCAAAUAGUCGCUACUUCUCUGCUGUUUUGUUCCUUCGAUGCUCUAGUCUUCACCUCUCAAGUCAAGUGCUUUCUUCUCUCUCUUAAUUUGACUUACUUAUAUUUAUAGUAUAGACUAUCCUUUCAUUUGGUGAUGUAACGUUUUCACCAAUGCUUUGUCUUAUAGUUGAUCCCUCUUACGUAACUUCGUUUUAAUCAUAAUCCCAUGGCUAUUCUCUAUUGAAUAUAUUAACUUCUUUACAAACUGUUGAUGGACUAGAGAUCUUCUACCAGUUACGAGUUAACCUCCUCUGAGUAUCCUCAACUUUGCUGCACUUUGUGUCAAAAGCUUUACUUGUUGGAUAUGAAACAUUUCCCCAUGAUUCUCAGCGAUCACAGCUUUCUAGGUUUUUGGUGACUAACUUUAUUGAAAUAAGUGUAUAUUGAUUUCUUAUAAUAUGACGUCAUAGAAACCUAGCUUGGGCUACCUGUGAUUUUUGCUCAGUUCUGGACCAGAGUGAUUCUUUUUAAAAAAGGUUAAAUUUCGAAAUAUAACAAAAGUGCAUUAUAACCAUUUUGGAAUUGGUAAUAGAGUCAUUUUUGUUGUGUGUUGUAGUCUGGUAAUAAAAUAAUUACAAACCUCUAAUAAAGUGCGUCGACUUAAA
Molecule: messenger RNA, 3525 nt
Organism: Actinia tenebrosa (Australian red waratah sea anemone)
Lineage: Eukaryota; Metazoa; Cnidaria; Anthozoa; Actiniaria; Actiniidae
Product: ferroportin
Biological process (GO): iron ion transmembrane transport
Cellular component (GO): membrane
Molecular function (GO): iron ion transmembrane transporter activity
Source: RefSeq, a predicted model, not a curated record